AUGAAAGUUGGCAGCGGAUUGGUGUACGGAGGACCUCGAGCCACCGCUCUGCCCUCUGUUCUUCUUCGGCACAGCAGAGCUGGACCACGCUGCUCUUACUCCUCUGACACUCCCGACCAUGUGUCUUUCAUUAAGGAGGUGGCAGCAACUCAGCCUCCACAGCAUUUGAGCCAGUUGCUGACAAUGCUCAAGACAAAAGGUGAAUCUAUUAUUUCUCCAGGAGCCAAGGAAGGGCUAAUCCCCCUUGCCAUACCACUAGCAAAAAAUAGCUCAGGUGCUGUAACUGCACUUCUCCGGUGGCCUACAGCUCCUCCAGGUAUGGACAUGCCAGUAGUUGAGGUCAGGAAGCAUGGGGUGUGGCUUUUAGCCAAGAAUGUGGACCAAUUAAUUCACAGAAUCCUAGUUGAAGAAGAUGCUAAAAACUCUGGAGAAAGCAAUGAUGAGCUAUUUCAUGCUUCUGCUGAUGUUGGGGAGAAACUUUAUAAAAAGGGUGACUUUGCCAAGUCGCAGAUUUCAAAACUAGAUAUUUACCUUUUAAGAAAAGUUGGUUUAUUUCCUGAUGUCUUGGAGCGCAAAGUGAAGUGGCAUUUUGAGGAAGGGGACCAUGUAUCGGCUUUGGUGACAGGAGAAUUCUAUACAAAGAAGGAGCAUUUUCCUGGAUUUGCACGGCCUUAUGUAUUCAAUGCUGAGGUUUUACUAAAGGUUGGGCGUACUGUUGAAGCAAAAGAUGCUGCUAGGGGAGCUCUAAAAUCACCAUGGUGGACUCUGGGUUGCAGCUACCAGGAAGUUGCUGAUAUAGCGCAAUGGGAGGACGAGCAAAUUGAGUACAUUAAGGAGAAGGUGACUGACGAGGGAAGGCAAGCAGAUCUUAAAAAGGGAAAGGCCCCAGCUCAGGUUGCAUUGGAUGAAGCAGCUUUUUUGUUGGAUCUAGCUUCUAUUGAAGGGACUUGGGAUGACCAUGUGGAGCAGGUUGCUGAUCGUUACAGAGAGGCUGGCCUCACUGAUAUUGCAAGAUUUGUACUAUACAGAGAUUGA
This is a messenger RNA of Prunus armeniaca (apricot), 1035 nucleotides long. Lineage: Eukaryota; Viridiplantae; Streptophyta; Magnoliopsida; Rosales; Rosaceae. The record is from the annotation of a GenBank genome assembly.